GAAUAGCCUUUUUCGAAUCCGCUGAUGGUUUUGACAGGUUUACCCUAUAACCACAUUCCAUACGUGCAGAAGAUUGAUACUGGUUUGCCAUUGUUUCUUUUCAACUAUUCUGAUCGUACUCUUCAUGGCAUUUUUGAGGCUGCUGGUCCUGGUCAGCUGAAUAUUGACCCUUAUGGCUGGACCUCUGAUGGUUCUGAUAGAACCUCAUAUCCUGCACAGGUUCAAAUCAGUGUGAGGUUACAGUGUGAACCACUUUCCGAGGAAAAAUUCAAACCUGCAAUUGCAGAUAAUUACUACAGUUCUCACCAUUUUUGGUUCGAGCUUGAUCAUUUCCAAACAAGUAAGUUGACAUGUCUGCUAACAUCUUUUGCUGUGAAACCUAAACCACCCAUGAAUACACCAAACACAAGACAGAUCUUUCACUUGAUUUCAUCAAAUGAAAAGAAAGAGAACAGUGAUGAGGUUAAGCCUUCUGAGAAUGAACCAGUGGGUAGCUGGGAAGUGGCACUCAGUUCUGGCAAAGAAUCUGAAUCCUCUGCUGCGGCUUCUCAUCCUGGUUUCUCUGAGAACCAUCCAGACGUACAGAACCCCAAACAAAUUGAGAAGGAUUAUGUUCUUGAGAAACUGAAGGAUCUCUCCUUUGGUCAUGAUGAGCAUGGAGACAAUAGUCUAACUGAAACUGUUGAACAAGCCAACAUUCCCACCUGCAAGAACUUGGAAGACAGAGAUACACUUGAAGAGGAAACAUGUUCAGAGGGGAAAAAAGAUGGCAGUUCUCUUGUAUCCUCUCCUCUUCCACAUACAAUAAGCCAGUUGAUGCACGAGGUGAAGGAACUCAGGGCAUACGGGCUGGAAAAUUCAACCAAGAUAUGUUACUUGGAGGAGAAGCUGGACGAAGCACACAAGGAAAUUUAUAGAUUGAGAGAGCGUUGCAACAUGCUGGAGUCCAUAUCAGGUCCUUUAAUCACAAAAGCUGGUGGUAGUGAUAUGGAGAUCCAUUCACCAGAUGAUUCCAGCUUAGAUCCAACUGAGGCAAUUCUUCUUUUAGGGGGAUUUGAGAAAGACUCUGAAACAUGGUUGUCAUCAGUGCAGUCAUAUUUUCCAUCCAGGAAUGUUGUAAAGGCUCAUAGUUCAAUGAGCUGUAUCCGUUCAAAUGCAUCAGUGGCAAAAUUGGAUGGUAAAAUUUACGUCUUUGGAGGUGAUGACGGUGGCCGUGGCUGGACCAACACAGCUGAAUCAUAUAACGAGACUGAUGGCCAGUGGAGCUGGUGCCCCCCCUUAAACGAGCGUAAAGGAAGUUUAGGUGGAGCCACUUUGGAUGGAAAAAUAUUUGCAAUCGGAGGUGGGAAUGGGAUGGUAUCUUUUUCAGAUGUUGAGAUGCUUGAUCCAGAUAUAGGUAGAUGGAUCAGAACAAGGUCAAUGGGGCAGGAGAGAUUUGCAGUUGCGUCCGUGGAGCAUAAAGGUUCGAUUUAUGCUGUCGGUGGUUUUGAUGGUAAAGCGUACCUGAACACAGCUGAAAGGUUUGAUCCUAGAGAGCACUCCUGGAUGAAUAUUACAUCGAUGAAGUCAAGAAGAGGCUGCCAUUCUCUUGUUGUUCUGAACGAAAAACUAUAUGCGAUUGGUGGGUUUGAUGGUGAGACAAUGGUCUCGAGUGUUGAGAUAUAUGAGCCAAGAACAGGGACAUGGAUGACAGGAGAACCAAUGAAGGAUUUAAGAGGAUAUUCAGCAGUGGCAGUGGUUAAAGACACGAUAUAUGUCAUCGGAGGAUACAAAGGGGAAGAGGAUGACAUAUUAGACACUGUAGAGUGUUUCAAGGAAGGUGAAGGAUGGAAAAAUGUGCCUUGUUCCUCGAUCGGUAGGCGUUGCUUUCUAUCUGCAGUGGCUUUGUAAAUGGAGAAACUUUGAAGCUAUUGUUUUUUGGUGGCCAAGUCAUGAGAGACAGAGAGCUCAUUCAUAUGCCUUAAGGAACUAGGAGGCAUUAAUUUUGGGGAAAGAGUUUCCCUUUAUGAAGUAGAACCAAAAUGGAAAUAUCGAUUUACUAUUAAAAAAACCUUGGUAAC
Messenger RNA from Arabidopsis arenosa, 2060 nucleotides. NCBI's taxonomy places the organism in Eukaryota, Viridiplantae, Streptophyta, Magnoliopsida, Brassicales, Brassicaceae. The record is from the annotation of a GenBank genome assembly.